AGUAAACGACAUCUUGUAAAUCCUUAUUUCCGGCCACCUUUAAUUGCUAGGAAAUGUUGUCUGACAUCCGAGAUCUUCAACGUUGAUACUCAGAAGUGUGAAAUUUCAAUCAAGGGGACGUCCUGGAUACAAGAAUUAUACUCCAUGUAUUCACAUGAGAAUAUGACUUUCGAAAGUAUCAGCUCUGAAAAUCGGACUAUAUCUUUACAAAACUUUGGCAGCGAGAGUGUGCCGAAAUUACAUGAAAUUGAGUGGGUAUUCGGGCUGCCGCUUUGUGCUUCACGGCGAGAUGAUUUCAAUUCGAGUCAUUUCAAGUUGACGUCCAACUCAAGCCUGGAGUUCUUGGGUCAAACUUUGGACUGGUCACAGUUUUGUUUCGAAACUUCACGCAUGAAAAAUUCAUCACAGCCCACCACGGAGUCUGUGAUUUACUGCUCGAGUCCACCCCCUGAACCAUCGUUACUCUGGAACGAAAUCCUGGUAGCUUCACUAAUGGCGGUGUCCUGCGUCUUCCUGUUACUGACACUAGUGGCCUACGCCAGCGUCAGUAUUAGUGACACAACCGCUGGUGGCUGCAUCGUGUCUGAGGUGGCAUCGCUACUAGUGUCCUUCCUGCUCCAUAUACUGGCCUACUCGCCAAACGGCCUACAUGGCACCGACUUGUGUUUCAUAAUUGGCGCCGUUAGCCACGCGUCAACGUUAGCUUCCUUCUUCUGGCUUAACCUAAUCUGCUACGACGUCCAUACGACCAUCAGGGGGGUUGCGAUGGAGCAGCGUCGCUUCUCAUGGCGGCGGUACAGCGUGUACGGGGUGUGGGGGUGGGGGAUGCCCCUUCUCCUCGCGGGGGUGGGGGUGUGGGCAGACCUCGCCCCUGGGGAGUACAGCCUGUACAGGCCCCACACCAGGCAAACCUGCUUCCCCAGUAAAGAUGAGCACGGGUCACUGUGGGUGUACGUGUACGGUCCCAUGGCGGCGCUGCUGGGGGUGAACCUGCUGCUGUUCCUGCACCUCACCAUCACCCUCAUCACCGCCACCCGCCGGGCCCUUAGGAUGUCCCGCUGCAGCGCAGCCCAGUCAGUCAUAACCCACCAGUUCAGCGCUGGGAGCAGCUGCGUGAGAGUUGCAGCUGCGGUUUCAUCAGACGUGCACCUGUAGCAGCUGCAGUUUCAAGAACUGCUUCAGCAACAGCUGCAGCUUCAAGGCACAGUUCAGGAACAGUGUCGCUCUCUGUUAUUUCCAACACGUCCAAAACAAGACCUGAAGCGCAGUCUUUCUUGGCGUGAUUUGCACGCUUUGUAUUUUUGGUAAACACGCCAUUUUCGGGAAAAAAGUUUGCGAUUCAUUUAGGUUUUACAUUUCGUAUCAGUUAAGUGUGUAUUGCAGGAGACAGAUCUAUUCCAACAUUUAACAAUACGUUUUCUUCUUGAGUUUAGUUAUCACGGUUAGGAAGAAUCUUGUGGUCAAGAAAACUAGAAGAGUUCUCACCCAAUUAGGCCCAUUGACAGGUAAUUUAUUGAAAUGAUAGUUCUUCCGACAGAACAUUAUUUUUUUUAACUUUGCGCUCAGUGAAGUUGAUCGCUACAAGCCUGACUCAACGCAAUUGCUGCUCGUGCCAAUAACAAAUUGUCUUUUGUUCCUCCGUAAAUUUGUCUUUAAUUUGUUUAUUGCAUUUACUCAGUGGUUUUAAUAUAUCUAAACAAUACACGAACAAUAAAUUUUGCACACGAACGAUCUGAGACACAUUUUUCGUGUCUUUUAAAGUCCUACUUCCUAUAACGAACAAAUAUAAUUAAUAAUACAACCUGCAGAGUACAAUUUUUGUGAGUUAUUAUUAAUUAAUUUUAUGUAAAUAAUACUUAUG
This is a messenger RNA of Hyalella azteca, 1861 nucleotides long. Its product is annotated as probable G-protein coupled receptor Mth-like 1. NCBI's taxonomy places the organism in Eukaryota, Metazoa, Arthropoda, Malacostraca, Amphipoda, Hyalellidae. Gene Ontology annotation, cellular component: membrane. Gene Ontology annotation, biological process: cell surface receptor signaling pathway; G protein-coupled receptor signaling pathway. Gene Ontology annotation, molecular function: G protein-coupled receptor activity. The record is from RefSeq and is a predicted model, not a curated record.